AUGAGGUGUUUCCAGCUCUUCUCCCCCGGACCAGAUUGUGCUGGUGCAACUUUCCAAUCAUCCAGAGUAUACGGAUUCUUGUCUGUGAACAACAAUGCUAACCUGCGGGGCGCCCGAACAGACGCUGGGUUGCAGAGCGAGUCACGUGGAGCCCUCCCUCUCUCUCUGGCGUUGGCACUUGGCAGCUGGACUGAACCUGGAGCCCUGGAGCCCUGGAGCGGUUCAUAUGUUUACUUGUUACUGUAG
Molecule: messenger RNA, 246 nt
Organism: Ustilaginoidea virens
Lineage: Eukaryota; Fungi; Ascomycota; Sordariomycetes; Hypocreales; Clavicipitaceae
Exons: 1
Coding region: 1-246 (81 amino acids)
Source: RefSeq, a predicted model, not a curated record